UCUGUUCGCUCUCAAUAUCUCUACACUCUCUCUCUCUCUCUGUCUCUCUUCAAUCACAUGAUCUGAGUCGUCGUUCCGUUUUGAUUUCUGUCGCAGCUUUUGACUCUACCGCAGCAGACAAGAAAGAGAGGGAAGCUCUCAAUACCUUCUUCUGUCUGUCGUGACUUGCUUCUUUCCAUUUUUUUUUUCUUGUUUCUCCCUCUGUUUGUUUCCUUUCAAUUUCUUCUUAUAAAUUUCUGUUGAGAUGGAGAAAUGGGAGAAGCCGCUUCGUGAAGACAGAUAUCGACACUCGAAGGCAAACCCAUCUUUCUCUUCAACCCUUCUUGACGUUAUCUACCGUUCGAUCGACGACGCAGGAGAAGAAGAACCGGUCCUCUACAGGGAGACCAUGAGAAAGAAACAGAGUAGUAGUAUUCGAGGAAGCAGCGUUUUACCAGAGGAAGAGAUGGCAAAUCUUCGACGAGCUUGCCUGAUCGAGCAAUGGAUGGAGAAGAAAGUAACUGAGAAGAUCGUAGUCCGUCGGAAGUCGUCGGUUCCGGAUUUUGAUUUCAACCCACCAAAACUACGGAACGAUCGAAAUUCUUCGUUGUUAAAUUCAACUUCAAGCUCUUCAGAUUCCAGCUGUGGAGGUGGGUUUUCUUCUUCUGAAGCCGAAUCAGUUUACUGCUCGAGGUCAAGAUCCUCGGGUUUGAAACCGGUUCGAACUGCGGUUCCCGUUCGAUCGGAGAAGCCUCCACGCCAAGAAUAUCAGCAGAGGAAGUUCAACGAUUUUGAUGCUCAUUACCAGGAGAGAAGCAACUCUGUGCCUCAGCAGAAGCCGAAGCACGAAAGUGGUUUCACAAAGACAAAAUCAAGAGCUUUAAAGAUCUACGGCGAUCUAAAGAAGGCAAAACAGCCCAUUUCCCCUGGCGGUCGGCUGGCCAGCUUUCUCAAUUCUCUGUUCACAGCAGGUAAUCCGAAGAAAGCAAAGAUCUCUUCUUCUUCUUCAGUUGGAGGUGGUGACGAUGAGAGGAAAUCAAAAUCGGCGCAGGCAUCGACAUGCUCGUCUGCGUCCUCGUUCUCGAGAUCCUGUUUGAGCAAAACCCCAUCUUCGAGAGGGAAAUUGAGCAAUGGCAUGAAGAGGUCCGUACGGUUCUACCCUGUUAGUGUAAUUGUCGAUGAGGAUUGUCGACCCUGUGGACAGAAACGUCUAUACGAAGACAAGUCCAAUCUGAUGGCUGUAACAGCGGUUAGGAAGAUUGGAGAAGCUCCGUUGCGCAACGAAGAACUCAAAUUACAUCUCCUGGAGAAGAACAGACGUGUAGAAGAAGCCGCACGAGAUCUUCUUAAAGGUUAUCAGAAGAAGUGUGACUUCGACAUGAGAGAUCUUCACGACGACGACGACGACAACGAAGAAGAAGACGAUGAUGAUGAUGCGGCGAGCUAUUCAAGCUCUGAUCUUUUCGAACUCGAUAACCUUUCGGCGAUUGGGAUCGAACGGUAUCACGAAGAGUUGCCGGUGUAUGAAACAACUCAUCUCGAUACGAAUCGCGCCAUUGCUAAUGGCUUGAUACUGUAGUUGUUAGAGAGGG
This is a messenger RNA of Telopea speciosissima, 1571 nucleotides long. RefSeq names its product protein BIG GRAIN 1-like A. The coding region runs from base 245 to 1558 and encodes 437 amino acids. NCBI's taxonomy places the organism in Eukaryota, Viridiplantae, Streptophyta, Magnoliopsida, Proteales, Proteaceae. The record is from RefSeq and is a predicted model, not a curated record. Gene Ontology annotation, biological process: auxin-activated signaling pathway. The transcript has a single exon.